Enterobius vermicularis (human pinworm) is the source of this 915-nucleotide messenger RNA. The record is from the annotation of a GenBank genome assembly. Lineage: Eukaryota; Metazoa; Nematoda; Chromadorea; Rhabditida; Oxyuridae.
AUGUCCACGAUAUUCAGAACAGCUCUCCGAUUUGUUUUAACUGAAAAGACAUCAAAAGCUGCUGUAAUACCUUCUAGAGGAGCCUCAUCGUUCAACUGGCAAGAUGCAUUCGAUUUAAGAUCACAGCUAACUGAAGAAGAACGUGGCUUAAUGGACAGCACCAGAGAGUAUUGCAAAGACAAGUUGCUCCCAAGAGUUGUAGAAGCAUUCCGAAGUGAAAAGUUUGAUCCAGCAGUAAUACCCGAAAUGGGUAAAAUGGGGCUUUUGGGAGCACCUUACGAAGGAUAUGGGUGUGCCGGAACGUCGUUUGUUGGUUACGGAUUGAUUGCGCGAGAAAUUGAACGUAUUGACAGCGGCUACAGAUCAUCAUUUAGCGUCCAGACAAGUUUGGUAAUAUCUCCAAUUCACAGAUUCGGCACCGAAGCGCAAAAGGAGAAGUAUAUUCCAAGUCUUGCCGCUGGUGAAAAAAUUGGUUGCUUUGGCCUGACGGAACCAAAUCACGGUUCUAAUCCUGCUGGUAUGGAGACAAAAGCUAAAUGGGAUCCGGUCAAGAAAGCUUACCUGCUGUCUGGAACAAAAUCAUGGAUAAGUAAUUCGCCCGUUGCCGAUAUUUUUAUUGUAUGGGCUAGAAGCGAACGUCAUAACAAUGAAAUCAUGGGAUUUAUUUUGGAGAAAGGUAUGCCAGGUUUAACUGCACCAAAAAUUGAAGGAAAACUAUCACUUCGAACAAGCAUUACCGGCCAAAUUGCCAUGGAUGAAGUUGAAGUGCCAGAAGAAAACUUGCUGCCAAAAAUAAAAGGUCUUGCCGGCCCAUUUGACUGCUUGAACAAUGCCAGACUUGGAAUAGCUUGGGGAGUGUUAGGUUCUGCGGAAGAAUGUUUCCAUAUAUCCAGACAAUACGCCAUCGACAGGUAA